This is a messenger RNA of Carya illinoinensis, 2229 nucleotides long. RefSeq lists its product as uncharacterized. The transcript has 3 exons. Lineage: Eukaryota; Viridiplantae; Streptophyta; Magnoliopsida; Fagales; Juglandaceae. The record is from RefSeq and is a predicted model, not a curated record. Gene Ontology annotation, molecular function: transmembrane transporter activity. The coding region runs from base 356 to 1915 and encodes 519 amino acids. Gene Ontology annotation, cellular component: membrane. Gene Ontology annotation, biological process: transmembrane transport.
UUAUUCUCCUAUUCUUCUUACUUGAUACUUCUCUCCCGUUUCGCUCGGCUCUGUUCCUCGUUUAUUGCUCAGUUUAGUUCUUUUUCUUUUUGCUUUUUGUACAUCUUCUGUUUCAUUGUUUAUAGACAUUAUCUACGCGGGACUAACAUGCAUGGAAAAAUAAAGAAAUUGUUUUUAAAAAACAAUGAAAAAAAAAAAAAAAAAAAACUAAUUAUUGGGUCAUGGCGGGUGAACCCAGCAUGGAAGAUCUGAUAUGGGUCCCAAAAAGAGGAGCCCGAUAAUGACCCGAAAACAGAAGCCCCGGUGCCCCCUCUGAUUGCCCGAAGGUCAAAACCAGCUCUUACUCCCCCCCUGUAUGAAGCAGAGGACUCUGACUCUCCGAGCGGAACGGAGCAACUCGAAAAUGAAAUCAGAGACAGUGACGUUGGUGCUGGUGAAUCUGGCUGGUAUAAUGGAGAGCGCCGACGAGGCGCUGUUGCCAGGGGUAUAUAAGGAGGUCGGCAAAGUACUGCACACCGACCCAACUGGGUUGGGUUCACUCACUCUGUUCCGAUCCAUAGUGCAGUCCUUUUGUUACCCACUAGCUGCGUACCUGGCUCUGCGCCAUAACCGUGCCCAUGUCAUUGCCUUCGGAGCUUUCCUCUGGGCCGCCGCUACCUUCUGCGUGGGAAUCUCCUCCACCUUCUUUCAGGUAGCAGUCUCCAGAGGUUUAAAUGGAAUUGGACUUGCCAUAGUCAUACCUGCCAUUCAGUCCCUUGUUGCUGACUCAACCAAUGAGAGCAACCGUGGUUUGGCUUUUGGAUGGCUACAACUAGUAGGAAACCUGGGAUCAAUCAUCGGCGGGCUGUGUGCUGUACUUUUUGCCUCAACAUCUGUCAUGGGUAUACCUGGUUGGAGAUUUGCUUUUCAUCUGGUUGGAAUCAUAAGUGUCGUGAUUGGUAUGUUAGUCCACCUAUUUGCAAAUGAUCCGCAUUUUUCGAAGAGAAAUAGUACAGCUAAAAAUCGAGUUCAUAAGCCUUUUUGGUCGGAUGUAAAGGACCUACUUAAUGAAGCAAAAUUGGUUGUUAGAAUUCCAUCCUUCCAGGUGAUUGUGGCUCAGGGUGUUUCUGGUUCAUUUGCCGGGUCAGCUUGGUCGUUUGCCCCCAUGUGGUUGGAACUCAUUGGUUUCUCCCAUGAAAAAACGGCGUUCCUUCGGACCAUACAAAUAAUUGGUGCUUCACUUGGGGGUCUAUUUGGUGGAAGGAUGGGUGAUAUAGUUGCAAAGCAUUUACCCAAUGCUGGAAGAACAAUUUUUUCACAGAUAACCACGGGUGUGGCCAUUCCUUUAUCAGCUAUUUUGCUGCUAGUAUUGCCUGAUGAUCCAUCCACGGCAUUCAUGCAUGGACUGGUCUUGUUCAUUAUCGGAUUUUGCACAUCCUGGGCAGCUCCAGCAACUAACAAUCCAAUAUUUGCAGAGAUAGUCCCUGAGAAGUCUCGUACAAGUAUCUAUGCAUUGGAUGAAUCAUUUGAGUCCAUGCUAGCAUCAUUUGGCCCUGCUGUAGUCGGGAUAUUGGCUCAGCAUAUAUUUGGUUAUAAACCAAAUGUGAAAGGAUCUUCAAAUUCUGUAGGGAUUGAAACAGAUAGAGAGAAUGCAGCAUCACUUGCCAAGGCACUCUUCAUAGUAAUUAGCAUUCCAUCUGCAAUUUGUUGCUUCAUCUACUCAUUCCUCUAUUGCACGUACCCAAGAGACCGUGAACAUGCAAGAAUGGAGGCACUGAUCAUGUCAGAAAUGCAAGCACUGGCAGCAGAUAAUUCUCCUUCAAGUGAAAUUGACAUUGAUUAUGAAGGGAAGAAGUGCCUUGAUUUAAAUGAUGGUGAUGACAAGUUAUCUCUGCUUUCCCAUCAGGUAACGCUCACAAGUACACAAGAAAAAUGAUCCUGUCAAGUGGAAUCUGAAGUAUGUAAAACUUUACUCUGAAACAAGUUUUAGAUGAUAAACCAGAUUCAUAUACUUGCUUUAUCCAACCUUGGCAUCUGCUUAUAAGUUAUAAGCUAAUCGAUUUUUCUAUACCAUAUUAUUUUUUAGACGCUCAAGCUCAUGAUUUUAUUGUGAGCUGAGCAGGUCUUCUCGGGUACCAAGUCUUUUUAGUCUUGAUCAUAUAUUCUUUCUGUAAACAAAAUCUCUUAGGGACCUAGUGAUUUGGUAUUUAUCUUGAUGGAGUUGAAAUAAAUUGAAUGGAAAUUGCAUUA